Molecule: messenger RNA, 1287 nt
Organism: Photinus pyralis (common eastern firefly)
Lineage: Eukaryota; Metazoa; Arthropoda; Insecta; Coleoptera; Lampyridae
Exons: 3
Coding region: 214-846 (210 amino acids)
Source: RefSeq, a predicted model, not a curated record
UUGAUGUGAGAUAGAGAUAAGCGAAUUCGGCCUUGAGGUGGUUUCGUUUUCGGCAGUCUCGUUUUGACAUUUCUUGUACGGAUUCCUCCCGUAAUUGACGCUAUUUAUUUAUAUCGAUGAUAAGGUGUGAAGUUUUUUGUUUGUGUUUUCCAGUUUCGGAAGGUUAAAAGUACGUAAAUUGGAUCCGUGAAUGAAUGCAUCGUUUGCGGAAAGAUGACCGAGUUAUUAGUUUCGCGAGGUGAUACCUUUCCGAGAUCGUUUUUAGAUACAUAUCGUACAAGUAAUAAAAGUGCCAGAGCGGACGAACUUUAUGACUUAAAAAGUAGCAAAAGUGACGAGUUAGUGCUACAAACGACCGAUGUGCCGAUGGUCGGCGAAAUUUGCCACGGUCAUUCGGAGAAUCUUCUCGAUUCCGCCGGUUGUAUGUCCCCGACGGAAGGUAACUUUUUAGAUAAGCCUGAUGUUAUGACAUUACCCCAUCGGCAUAGACGACGAGUGCCCGUAUAUGAUAAGGUCGAUCCAGAAGAUAGCAUUAGAGAUAUAGUUAGUGAAAAUGAUUUUUAUCGGUUUGUACUUUUUAAGAAACAUUACGAUAAGUAUUUACAUCUUGCGCAAAAGUAUGAGGAAGCUAGAAAUAUUGCUUACUAUUUGGAGGAAAAGUAUCAUGAAGUGAAGAUGGAAAGGGACGAUCUUCUUCAGCAAAGGGAAAAUUUAGCAAAACGGUUAGAAUCAAACGAAUCCCUUGUGAAAGAGAAAGAAGAUGAGGUGUUCGUUCAGCUUGAAAGAGUUGUCUAUUUAGAAGAACAAUGUGAUAAGGUAAUUGAGAAUUUUAUUCAUGCAUUUUGACCACUGCAAAUACUUAUAUUAUUAAAUCAGAACGUCCACUUUAACAAACCAUGUCAUUCAUACUUCCAGACCAGAGUAGUGAUCCAUUUCACAGUUAACAGAAAGAAAAUUUGAUUGGUCACAGUUUGUACAAUGGAAGUUGACACAUCCUGUAUGCAAGUUGUAUAGAGAUUUUAAAUGUUUACAUCAACUGAGUCGUUAAGAAAAUCAACUUACAUUAGAAUAGAUUGUAUAUUAUUUGGAAAAAAGGUACCUAAUCAGUAAUCAGUUCAAUGUGAAUAAAGAUUAUGUAUGGGCUGCAUUAAUUUGUUUUUAAUUUUUUCUGUCUGACGUAAGUAGGGAAAACCAGAAAGUACAUUGUUGUAAUAUUUAAAUAAGAUGCAUUUUCCCAUAGAGCAGCUUGUUUAUAAUGAGGUUGCAUUAAGUUGCAACAAGGCUCGA